Messenger RNA from Venustampulla echinocandica, 2685 nucleotides. RefSeq names its product Kinase containing protein. NCBI's taxonomy places the organism in Eukaryota, Fungi, Ascomycota, Leotiomycetes, Helotiales, Pleuroascaceae. Gene Ontology annotation, molecular function: protein tyrosine kinase activity; protein serine/threonine kinase activity; ATP binding. Gene Ontology annotation, biological process: peptidyl-serine phosphorylation; peptidyl-threonine phosphorylation. The record is from RefSeq and is a predicted model, not a curated record. Bases 1 to 2685 code for a protein of 894 amino acids. The transcript is spliced from 5 exons. Gene Ontology annotation, cellular component: cytoplasm; nucleus.
AUGGACCAGUGGCAGCAGCCUUAUUCGGACUCGGCGUCGUCGUCCAGGAGGUACAACGGCAACCCCCCGCCAAACCAGGCGCGAGAGUACAAUAGCAGCACAAACGGCGUCACUCUUGCCCAGCCUCCUGCCGGGUUCACAUAUGAUCAAUAUCAAGGUGGAAUGGGCGCCCAUCCUCAGUCCAUGACUGCCUCUCCUACUGCCACUCCGCACAUGAGAGAUGGGAAUGGCGACGUAGCCAUGCAAGAUGCGAAAUACCCCAUGCGACCCCAUCACCAGCAGCAUCUCUCUGGCGGUCGAUCGGCAACGCUUCAUUCUCCCCAAGAACCUUCUGCGGCGGCACAACGCUACUCGCCCAUGGAGGCAUUAUCUCCCAGCUCGCCGUACAGCGCCCAGCAAGGUCAAUAUGGUGCUCAGGGGCCUCGACAGUCUCCGACCCGGCUGGGAACCUUCGCGUCGCCCAAUUCUUACUAUCAAAGCCGACAGCAGACUCAGCAACUUCCUCCAAUCACUCCGUAUGCAUCAAACAAUGAGUCAUAUCCUUCUUCUGCGACUGCGCAACUGAAUGCGGUUUUUGGGAACGACCCCAAAUCUCCACGCCGACCGGUCCCGCAACCACAGGGCCCUCCUGGAAGAGGGCCUGUUCCUGAGUUCGCAAAAAUCCGGAGCAUGACUGAUUUGCAACCCAAAAUCAGUGCUCAGCCAGCGUUCCGGAGAGCAAACCCCGAAGGUGGUUUCAUUAGCCCAUUGCAAGCCCUAACAAGCCACCUACCGUCCACAUAUCGCAUCUGCAAUCCCAGCUUCAAAUACGAAUCCUCCCGAAAUCCCCGCCGCGUCUUAACGAAGCCAAGCAAGGGGGUCAAGAAUGAUGGCUAUGACAAUGAGGACAGUGACUAUAUACUAUACGUGAAUGACAUCCUGGGGUCGGAGGAGACUGGCCAUAAAAAUCGAUAUCUUAUCCUUGACGUGCUCGGUCAAGGUACCUUUGGCCAAGUUGUGAAAUGCCAAAACUUGAAGACGCAGGAGGUUGUUGCGGUUAAAGUGGUUAAGAAUAGGACCGCCUAUUUCAAUCAAAGCAUGAUGGAGGUUUCCGUGCUUGACCUGCUCAACACGAAGCUUGAUAAGAACGACGACCAUCAUAUUCUGCGGCUUAAGGAUACUUUCAUCCAUCGCCAGCAUCUGUGCUUGGUGUUCGAGUUGUUGAGCGUCAAUCUAUACGAGCUAAUCAAGCAGAACCAAUUCCGUGGAUUGAGUACGACUCUUGUGCGCGUGUUCGCGCAACAGCUUCUGAACGGGCUUAGCCUGUUGAAUAAAGCUCGCCUGAUACAUUGCGAUUUGAAGCCCGAAAACAUCCUGCUAAAAAAUCUCGAAAGUCCGAUUAUCAAGAUUAUCGAUUUCGGAUCUGCCUGUGACGAACGCCAGACCGUCUACACAUAUAUCCAGUCCAGGUUUUACAGAUCCCCAGAAGUUCUACUCGGCCUACCAUACUCAUCCGCCAUUGAUAUGUGGUCACUUGGAUGUAUCGUUGUUGAGCUUUUCCUUGGUCUUCCUCUUUUUCCAGGUUCAUCCGAGUACAACCAAGUAUCUCGGAUAGUGGAAAUGCUCGGGAACCCACCCAACUGGAUGCUAGAGAUGGGGAAGCAGGCAGGUGAAUUUUUCGAAAAGAGACAUGAUGUUGAUGACUUUGGGAGACGGACAUAUCACCUGAAGAGUAUGGAACAAUACUCACGUGAGCAUGGAACGAAGGAGCAGCCCAGCAAGAAGUACUUCCAAGCCACGACGUUACCGGAGAUCAUCCGAUCAUACGCAAUGCCAAGGAAGAACAUGAAGCAAAGUGAAAUCGAUCGAGAAAUGAACAACCGGGUUGCAUUCAUCGACUUCGUCAGAGGGCUACUUAAUAUCAAUCCCUUGGAAAGAUGGUCUCCUCAACAGGCUAAACUGCAUCCAUUCAUCACGCAACAGAAGUACACAGGUCCUUUUGUGCCUCCUAGUAUGAACUUGAAAACCAGUUCCGUGAACAGAUCCCCGGCACCCGGUACUCAGCAGCAGCAACAAGCUGAAGCGCUAAGCAAACAGCGGGCAGCUGCAGCUGCACAAGCUGCCUCAGCUCAGGCUCAUUCGGCAGCACAAGCACAAUAUGCGGCAGGCGUCCAGCAUGCCCAAUACACGCAGACAGCUCCGCCUCAGGCACCUCCCAUAUACAACAACAUGUAUCCUCCAAAUACCAACCACACCAACCAUCAAGGCCCGCCCCCUCCGUAUCCUGCCCAGCAACCUGCCGCAUACAACCAAAUGGGCAUGAUGCCGCAUCCUCCAAUGCAGGUUCCAUCAUCACAGUAUGGCCCUGGCACCCAGCAACAACAGAGUCUAUACCAACAGGCCAAUAUAAGGGCCGGACGUCAGCGAGCGACCACUAUGGAAAUGCAGCAGGGCGGUAUACCGGUUACCAUACAGCGAGUUGCCAGCCAUCUCGAUCCUAGCCAACCUAUCCGCCUCCAACCCAGUCCUGCAUACUACCCACCGCCGCCUGAUGGAGCUCCUGAUGGCAACCCUGGAAGUGCACGAAGGAGGGGCAGCAGGGCUGCGCAAGGUGGCCAAGGUGCGAGAAAUAAUAGGGAUUUCAUUCGCAACCUUGAAGACCGCACUCUCGAAGAAGGGUUCAUGGGACAGAGUCAGUGGCAUUGA